Molecule: messenger RNA, 1362 nt
Organism: Echinostoma caproni
Lineage: Eukaryota; Metazoa; Platyhelminthes; Trematoda; Plagiorchiida; Echinostomatidae
Source: the annotation of a GenBank genome assembly
AUGAUGGAAGGCUCUGUCCGUGGUACCAAAUUCUCCUACUCUGCUUCUGGAUGGGUUAAUUCAGACGCUUUCAUCCAAUGGUUCCUGAAGCAUUUUCGGCUCCUCGUUCCUCUUCGCCCUCUCGUCCUAUUCUACGACGGUCAUCUUCAGUUCGUCAGCGUCCGCGUUUUAGAACGGGCUCGCGAAGACGAUGUAUUCCUUUUUCCUCUUCCGCCUCAUCCCGCCUACAAUCAUUGUGUAGAGAAUACCUGUUUUUGGGCUUUUAAUGUUUACUUCAAGAAGCGAUUGGAUCGGUUUUUCGAACAGAAUCCAAAUCAACCGCUUGUUCGAAACAAUGCAUCGCCCGUUUUGACCCACGCAUACGAGAAAGCUCUGCAGCCGUCUAAUAUGAUCCAGUUAUUCGAGCGUCUUGGAAUUUGUCCUUUCAAUAACUUGUCCAAUGCAAUUGGCGCGUACAUGAAUAUGACGGAAGAGUACGAUCAAACGAAUGCAGUGGGUGAACAUGCUGAACAACAUUUGCCCUAUGAUAACUUUUCCGGUCAAACCCAAUGGUCCAAAAUUCACCAAAUGAGUGCAUUCAACAACUUCGUGCCAAAUUCACUGACGAAUGGUGAAACUAAAUUGCAUCCGGGCCUUUCCGUUCAAGGACCUAAUCAAUCAACAGCAGUGGUUGGACCGUCCUCGACAGAAUCCGGUCCAGAUCGCAUACCUGUAGUACCACUGGUGUCAAAAUCUGUUAUUCAUCCAACGACUGCUGUACUGGAUAAUUCUCCUAAAUCGUUGCCAGCCGUAUUGGCCCACGUUCCUACGGUAACUCGACCGAUCACCAUCCGGCUUCAUGUUCCUGCACUACGUACCGGUCAAGUUCUGAUUUGCACACCAAGCGAACCAGGCGUAGGAACUCAUCCGACCCAAGCUACGACUGUCGCCACAAGCGGGAUGAGUGUACUUACGCCAAAGGUCGAACCGAACGUGUGUGUACCUACCAUGCCUUCAAACACUUCUGCUACUUCGAGCCAGACACUCUCGGAUACGGUAAGUCAUCCCGAUGUGGACGUUGCGCAUGAAGAGGAGGUUGGUUUUGAAGGUCCUCAUUCUCAAGGCAUACCAGCCACACCGCGCACAAUGAGCGGGGAACAGUAUGGGUUCACUGGGGAUCAAGGCUGGGCAGACACUGGGGCGGCCGUAGAAUGCAUAGACGAAAUCGAAGACGGCGAAGCACCUGACUUUUGUGUGGUCUGUGGUCAGCUUGAACCCCCCGAAUCUGCAUGUCGACCGAUGUCAGACGGGGAGAAUGCGGAUGAUUUGCAGGCGAGUUCAUUUUCAUUUUGUAUUUAUGAAUUAUUCAGUUUAGCUUAUUGA